AUGUCUGAGUUAGUUCAGGAUGAGAAGCGCUCCCUUUCCUUGACCUUGCCUUUCGAAACAAGUCCGACUCAGUCUGAUGUCGAUCCACAAAAGGUGCUACGAAAGUUAGACUGGCAUCUCUUGCCAUUUCUGUCUCUUUUGUAUCUCCUCGCGUAUCUUGACAGGACGAAUGUCGGAAAUGCCAAAAUCGCAGGCCUGACUACCGAUAUAGGACUAACAGGCCUACAAUUCAACCUGUGCUCAGCCAUGUUUUUUGUGACCUAUUGUGCAUUUGAAGUUCCUUCCAAUGUGGCGUUGAAAUUGCUAAGGCCUUCCCGCUGGAUUCCGACUAUUAUGUUCUGCUGGGGUAUCAUCAUGGUAUCAAUGGCCUUUGUCAAAGACUUUGUAGGACUGUUGAUAGUGCGAUUGUUUCUUGGAGCAGCCGAGUCCGGACUCCUGCCCGGUUUGGCCUUCUAUAUAUGUCUCUGGUAUCCCAGAGCUGCUCAGGCGCAACGACUAGCCAUAUUCGUAUCGGCAUGCACGGCAUCAGGCGCAUUUGGAGGACUUCUGGCAUAUGGAAUAGAAAGAAUGUCUGGGACUGGUGGGUUGGCAGGCUGGUCUUGGAUUUUCCUGCUAGAAGGAUUGAUAACAAUUGUGGUCGCAGUUGGCGGAUGGUGGUACAUGGAUGACUAUCCGGAAUCAGCAUCGUUCCUGAGUGCGCGAGAGAGAGACUGGCUGGUGCAAGCUCUCAAAGAAGAUACAGCAUCAUCGUCAAAGGCAAUCAGAUACGAAUACCUCAUGCAAGCCCUAAAGAACCCCUACUCCUAUCUCCUCGCCAGUAUAGAAUUCUUCAUCAUGAUACCCUUGUUCGCAUUUGCCCUGUUUCUGCCCACCAUUAUUGUUGGCCUAGGCUACUCCUCCCUUCACGCACAGCUUCUCACUGUACCCCCAAACAUCUGUGGUUGCUUGGCUACGAUUCUGUUUGGCAUAGGGUCUGACCGACUUGGUGUCAGAGGGCCAUUCGUUCUCGCGGGUUCCCUCUUGUCGCUCGUUGGGUACACCAUCCUCUUGGCGACAACAGCUCCCACAGUGGGAUAUAUCGGCACAAUCAUUGCUGCAUGCGGCCUUUUCCCGUCUUCUGCCUGCUUGCUCGCAUGGACCGGGGGAAACGCUGGAGGUGAUAUGAAGCGAGGCGCAAUGCUGGCAAUGCUGACAGGGCUCGGCAAUCUGGGAGCAAUUGCGUCGUCAUUCAUCUAUCGGCCUCAAGAUAGUCCGAGAUACCGGCCUGGUCAUGCCACGAAUAUUGCAUGCUCCAGUAUGAUUGCGAUCCUGAGUAUUAUUGCUAUGUUCGUGUUCGCCCGCGCAAAUAAACAGAAGCGUACUCGCUGUAUUCAGGAAGGCCUCUCCGCGGACAAUGCUGAAGACUACCGUGAACUCGGUGACAACUCACCCUUAUACAGGUGCGAUACAGUAUGUUUCAAAGGCUAA
Messenger RNA from Postia placenta MAD-698-R-SB12, 1467 nucleotides. RefSeq lists its product as hypothetical. Gene Ontology annotation, cellular component: membrane. NCBI's taxonomy places the organism in Eukaryota, Fungi, Basidiomycota, Agaricomycetes, Polyporales, Adustoporiaceae. The transcript has 16 exons. The coding region runs from base 1 to 1467 and encodes 488 amino acids. The record is from RefSeq and is a predicted model, not a curated record. Gene Ontology annotation, molecular function: transmembrane transporter activity. Gene Ontology annotation, biological process: transmembrane transport.